GUGAUACUACUCUUGAGUCUUGACUUUUGGCAGUUUUUCGAUGUCUUUGUAAUUUGUUUAUCUCAAAAUUGAAUUACUUAAAUUGCAGAAUUAAUUUUGCAUUGAAGUUCGCCUUCAGAUCAGGUGCGCUGAUGUGAACCUGUCAGUUUUCAAGCUCUCAAUUAUCAGCCAUGGAGAAGAGCGAAUUGGCGAACAGCUCUUUCUAUCUGCUGCUGAUGCCUGCUGCGAAUACGAUGGAACCCAACGUCGAUCCGCAUUUGCCACCACGUUCUGCAUCUCCCGCCGUCGGCGCUGCUGUUGACGCUCAGCAGGCUUCCAGCACGUCUGCAGCCAAAUACUCCGAGCCAGCAGCGACAGCAUCACUGGGUGUCGGCAGAAAACGGAAAAGAGGGCACCACUCUGUAAAUAACGAAAACAGCCCGUCGAACGGUGGCUGCGUGCACUGCCUGCGCGAUGUGCUGGAGGAGCCGUGUCCGUUGCAUUCGCAUUCUGUGCCCGACACCGAAGUCCUUCCCUUGGCGCUGGCCACGCUCCCUUCGUCGCUUUCCUUCCUUCGCGCGACGCCUGAUGCUUUACCUUGCGGUGUCCGCACACAGAGCAACCUUCCCGCGCGGACGGUCUUCGGGCCGAUGCGCGGCGUAAUGUGUCCGCACGCGAAGCGGCGACCGCCGUUUUUCGGCAUUCCUGACGGCUCGGCGCUGCACGGUAUGCAGUACUUCCACACGGAAUCUCUGAACGGCUGCAACUGGAUGCUCUUCGUCCAGCUGGCCUUCAACUCUGCCGAGCACAAUCUCACCGCGUACACUGUGGAUGGGCAAGUGUACUUUGCUACGACAAGGGACAUUAUGGCCGGAGAAGAGCUCAAGAUUCGGUAUUCCGCCAGUUACGCCAAAGCCAUGAGCGUCACCGGUUGUCUGCGGGAGAUCAGCAAUGUUCAGCCGGUUCGCCGUGAAACGGCCCGUGAUAGGAAUUUCACCAACACAGCACAACUGGAAUCGUAUUGUGAAGGUCUCGGAGGGAAGUCCGGUUUGCCGGAAUCGUUUCCGUUAGACAGUGAUAUCAUGAUGACAGACGGUUUUCCCUGUCUGCCAGUGGUACCGAGCAGUUGUACGCUGCAGGAAGAGGAAAGAGAGAACGACGACGCCGGCAAUAUGAGCACGGCAAACCAGCCGACAUUGGCUAGUGAUGCUGAGGAGGCCGUGAACGAUAGCGACGAAGAAGAACUGGAAAGGUCAUCUGUGGGUGGGGAUGCGUCACAAGCCAGUCCAGUGGCAGAGACGAGCGGUGAUAGCAUGCCGACGGCACUGCUGGAUGCUGGUGAAGGCGACGAAGCGGAUACUAACGCGGUGUCCCACACAGUGCGACGAAAAAAGCGUAAACGUCCGCCCCGCUUUCGUCCCGAAACCUGCAAUCCCGAAGCGGUGGCGCGCUUAGAGGCUAUAAUCCAGGUGAAUCCGUAUCAGUACGGUCCAGGGAAGCAGCGCCACGCCGCCCUGGACGCCGUCGUGGACCUGCUCAACGAAACAAGCGCGGGUAACACCCGUAGCUCUCUCAAAUCCUUCAUCCGCGACUGCUUACUCACGGCGCCAGAAGCGGUGGAGCAUUUCAGCGAUACUGCCGAACCGGAGAUGCAGCGCUAUUUGGUGCUUGUGAAGACCCUCACAGACUUGCGGAAAGGCAAAGUGAUGGACUGGAGGCGCGAGGGCGCUGUUGCCCAACUGGAAGCCGUUGUGAAAUUCAAUCCCUUCCAGUACGAUCUGCUCGCCCCGCGAAUGAAAGCCUUCGUGGCGGCGCUGCAGUCAUACACGACCAAGCCACUAUCCCCGGCUAAGCUCAAACACGAAGCACGGAAGUUAGAAAUCCGCGUCAAACGGCGUAUUGAUCACCUGCCGAAGCUAAUGAAACAGUACAAUCCGACCACCGCCCAGGAUUCCUUGAAGGAGUAUGUGACAGUGUUGGAGAAGCUAGUGGAACUGAGGAACAGCGGCGCGAAAACAGUCCGGCGUUCGGUCAAGGUGUCCAAUAAGGUCAGAUUGCGGACGAAGCCGGCGACGGAGGGGGUCUAUGCGUGCACGGGGUGUAUGUUUUCCUUCGAGUCGGCGGAGUUGUUGGCGUUGCACACGCGGGGCCAUGACGCUGCCGCUGUGGAGGAGGGCGGCGGCACCACGUGUCCGGGGUGUCAGGAGGAGUGCGGAUCGAUGACCGCGCUGAUCGCCCAUGUGGAAAAGCACCGGAAGGCCUACCGCCCGCGGCGGCAGUGCCCGCAUUGUGGGCUGUAUGUCAGUGUGAAUUUCUUUGACCGGCACGUCAGGACAACGCAUCCCGAGAAGUCAGAGGAUCCGACAGCGAAAUUUGCGUGUGGAACGUGUCAGAAAGAGUUUGUCACACAGAAGCAGUUGUGGAGUCAUGAAAUGCUGGUUGGUAGUAGGACAUCUGGACAUUGGUUUAUUCAUAAUCAGCGGAUUUCUCGGAUCUAGGAAAUGUCAAAAUUGAAAAGGCCAAAACAGAAGUCUGGAUGCCGCCCCCAAGUCCCAACCAUAACUGCCUUGGGUGGUGGCACUGUAGUCAAAGACAAAAAAAUUUGUUUUUACAUUCUAAGCUCCUUCCUAUUCAGCCAGAAUUUUGUUUUGAUCUUUUUUAAUUUUCGUAAGUCUUUUCUAGUUCCGAAAAAUCCGCUUGUUCUGGAUCUGCGAAUUAUUUGCGUUAAAUGAAAAAGGUUGAUGCGUAAGUAUGCGUAAGUUGAAAUUGCUAAUUUCCUCACGAACCCCAUGGACUAAUGUCAAAGAAAUGCAUCAAAGUUUUUCCUGCAUUGACAUGCAGCAGAAGUUAAAAGAGACGUGACCCGCUGCAUGGUGCCAUAUUCGGGAACAUAUACGAAAACUUUCAUUUUUGCGUGUUGUCAAACACUAUUUUCAAUCGUUUUAUUGCAUUUCUGUAGCCGAAUAAUUUGUAAACGUUGGUGUGAAAACCGUUUGUGCGCGCAGUAUCCUGUGGAGAAGUUAUGGUUAAAAUUAGAUUCCGAAAAGGUUAAACUUUCCUGAAUCCUGUUUUGCGUUGCAGCAACACCGCACCAAGCACUGCCUGUUCUGCGCCCAAGUGUUCCCCAACUAUAUCCAGCUGGGUGAGCACGUGGCGCAGCACCAGCUGCCGGAGGGUUUCCUCUGUCCGCACUGCCCCAAGACCUAUGACAGCUACA
This is a messenger RNA of Paramacrobiotus metropolitanus, 3196 nucleotides long. RefSeq lists its product as uncharacterized. The transcript has 7 exons. Gene Ontology annotation, cellular component: nucleus; cytoplasm. Gene Ontology annotation, molecular function: DNA-binding transcription factor activity; RNA polymerase II cis-regulatory region sequence-specific DNA binding; histone deacetylase binding. Bases 171 to 2477 code for a protein of 768 amino acids. Gene Ontology annotation, biological process: regulation of transcription by RNA polymerase II; cell fate commitment. Lineage: Eukaryota; Metazoa; Tardigrada; Eutardigrada; Parachela; Macrobiotidae. The record is from RefSeq and is a predicted model, not a curated record.